AUGGUCUUCCCGCGGUCCUGUUUGCGUGUGCGCACUCUGUUCACCGCGCUGUGCCUCACGUCAUUGUUCAUCUGGUCCGUCUCGCGCUGGGGCGCGGACCCUCCUCCUCCAUUGACCGACUGGGACCCCACGCCGUCCUCAAAUGCCCUUCCAGACUUGACAGAUUCGCACCAGAAGUUCUGGUUAACAUUCCACCGGUCCCUCGAGAAAUACGCGCCGAGAACGACGCCGAUUGUCGAGUAUGAGCGCGCCCCGACGGAGCGCUUCAAUCCGCAUGAUACCCGCCCGCGUCCCAACUAUCUCAGCGUGGACGUCGAGGACGUCGCCGCGAUCAAGAUCGCGCAUACAGGCUUCGUGGCUACUAUCACGGGCGAGGACACCGCACCCACUCUCCCCUACAUCCCCGGCUCAAAGGGCAUAGUCUCCACCGCAGGAGGCGUCUACCUUCCCGUGCUGGUGAUUUCCCUGCGCAUGCUACGACGAACAGGCUCAUCACUCCCGGUGGAAAUCUUCCUCGCCGACGAACAAGAAUACGAAGAGUACAUCUGUGACGUGGUUCUCCCCUCGCUCGACGCGCGAUGUAUCAUUCUCUCGCGCAUUCUCGCCUCAGCCCCUGUCGCAAUAGAAAAAUACCAAUUCAAGCCCUUCGCCAUGCUCUUCUCCUCCUUCGAGGAAAUCCUCUUCCUAGACGCGGAUGCCUUCCCACUCGAGAAACCCGAGACGCUCUUCCGUGCGGACCCCUUCCGCUCAAAGGGUCUGCUGACCUGGCCCGAUUUCUGGGGGUCGACUGUUUCGCCGCUUUUCUACGAGAUUGUGGGUACGUCUGCGCCGCCGCUGUCGUUGCGUCAGUCUACCGAGUCGGGCGAGGUAUUGGUGUCGAAGAAGACGCAUGCGCGUACACUCCUUCUCGCUACGUACUAUAAUUACUGGGGCCCGUCGCAUUACUAUCCGCUCCUGUCGCAGGGCGCCGCAGGCGAGGGCGAUAAGGAGACUUUCCUCGCAGCUGCGACAGCCAUGCAAGAACCCUUUUAUCAAGUCAGCGAACCGAUCGUCGCACUCGGACACCGCAAAGAUAAAGGCGGUGGGUUUGCGGGCUCCGCGAUGGCGCAGUUCAAUCCUAUACCGGACUAUGAGCUGAUUCGGACGGGGAAAGCGCGUGUGCGCGGUGACGAUGCUCCCCCGCCGGAUGUAUUUUUUAUACACGCCAACUUUCCCAAAUUCAAUCCCGCCACCGUAUUCGAGCAGCAUGAGGUUAAUCCGGCGUUUACGGAUGAGGGGGGAGUACACGCGGGCGUGGACGAUCCCGGAAGAAGUUGUGGACAAGUUUAG
Penicillium daleae is the source of this 1329-nucleotide messenger RNA. RefSeq names its product alpha-mannosyltransferase. Gene Ontology annotation, molecular function: alpha-1,2-mannosyltransferase activity. The record is from RefSeq and is a predicted model, not a curated record. NCBI's taxonomy places the organism in Eukaryota, Fungi, Ascomycota, Eurotiomycetes, Eurotiales, Aspergillaceae. The transcript has a single exon. Gene Ontology annotation, biological process: mannan biosynthetic process. Bases 1 to 1329 code for a protein of 442 amino acids. Gene Ontology annotation, cellular component: Golgi apparatus.